AUGGCGCUUCUUCUCUCGCACGAAUUGGGCCAACGAAUGUUUAAAUCUGUGGAGCUACAACUCGAACUUAGAGCACUCGAAGAUCGGUCUAGAGAGGAGAUCCCAGCGAUUGAUCACAAAACAUUUCACCUCCAACAGAUAGUCGAUUCCACAAAGUCGGGUCUAGCAAGUGUCGAACGCAUCCAACAUGGCUUAAUGAAGCAGCAAGACCCUAAACAUGUCGUAAUGCAAUCAAAGGCACGAGAGGAACUACUCAAGGAUGAGGAGGAGCUGUCGCUGCUCCAAAAGGAAAAGGCAGAGCUAGAGCGCAAGGUUCACGACGCGAACGAGGCAUGGUACAAUAUCGCGUGGAAUGUGUGUGUUCACCACCAUAUUGCUUUCAUCAAAGCAGGAUUCAAAGGAGAAGAUGGGGACAGCGAAGAUGGAGAAACAUCGAGCGCUGAGUCUGAACCAGGUGAAGAAGCCAGUGGCGCAAAAGAGUCGGAAAGGAAAUCUAGUCCCACGGCAGCGAAAGAUGCACAGCAGCCGGUGGCUGGAAACGAGCUGGCUAUGGUGCUGUACACCGGUAACAAAGCAAAGCAGGAUACCACAACCCGGAAUGCGGGCGUACCUCAAAGCAAGCCCCCUGAUCUCACCAUGACUCGGUUCACAGCAGAAGAUGAGAUAAGACUCAAACUCCUCGCAGCAAAGAAGGCUUUCAGCGAAGCUGACUACGCACACGACAAGCACCGAAAAUGCUACGAACUUACAUUCCUUAGAUAUUGUGCACAGUACCCGACCAAACCCGAGGGUGAACUUGCCGCUCAAUUUCCCCGCUUCUUCAUCAAAAAGGGACAAGAACUCAUAAACGCGUUACGCGUUGCGGAGAAAGCGUAUCAUGAGGCAGAGAAACGCGCCAUGGAUGUGAACGUUUUCACCAUUCCGGACGAACUUAUCGAAGCAAAUGUUAACCCAUACCUGGAUCUCGAUGAUCUGGAGGCGAUGAUGAAGCCAUGGAAUGAUAGGGACCGGGCACGCAUUUACGAUUGGCGUCAUGUUGAGGCGGGUGUUCUGACUCCGCCGUCUAUUCAUACGAUUGAUACGUUCUAUGAUGCGAGUUCCAGUGACGAUGAAAGCAGCAACGAGAGCGUUCAAUACCGGCGCAAGAUGAACCCGGGCCUCGUUCCGAGGAGGAUGAUAUCCCAGAGGGAGUAG
Molecule: messenger RNA, 1194 nt
Organism: Alternaria conjuncta
Lineage: Eukaryota; Fungi; Ascomycota; Dothideomycetes; Pleosporales; Pleosporaceae
Exons: 2
Coding region: 1-1194 (397 amino acids)
Source: RefSeq, a predicted model, not a curated record